This is a messenger RNA of Salvia splendens (bonfire salvia), 1349 nucleotides long. Its product is annotated as chaperone protein dnaJ 10-like. The record is from RefSeq and is a predicted model, not a curated record. NCBI's taxonomy places the organism in Eukaryota, Viridiplantae, Streptophyta, Magnoliopsida, Lamiales, Lamiaceae. Bases 241 to 1146 code for a protein of 301 amino acids. The transcript has 9 exons.
UUAUCUAGUCUUAUCCUUUUUUAUGGAGUACAUUUUUGUGAUUAUUACAGUUGUAUUAUCCAUGUUUUUGUUAAGGGGUUAAAGAUUUUGAAGGUUUUGUUCUUUUUUUUCCUCUUAAGUUUGCUAUUUCAAGAUUUGGUUAAUUGGCUAGUUCAGAUGCAUAUGCACAAAUAGAGAGACCAUGAUUAUGUUCAUUUUUUCUUGAAAAUAUGAUCAAAAUGACCAAUACCAGACAUUCUGAUGUAUGUUUAUGUUUGCAGUAUAUUGGCAAGAAAUGUACAUCCUGAUAAAGAUCAUGGAGAUCCUGAGGCAGCAGCCAAAGAUUUCAAUGCACUGGGAGAGGCUUAUCAGAUACUAAGCAACCCUGUGCAACGAGAAGCAUAUGAUAGAUGUGGGAAAGAUGGAGUAAUGAAGGACUCGAUGGUUGAGCCUACAGUUCUAUUUGGGAUGAUGUUUGGAAAUGAGAUGUUUGAGAAUCAUGUCGGGCAGCUUAGAUUGCUUUCUUUGACGCCUGCUGAAUUUGAUCCAGAUGAACCCCCCGAGGUUCAAAAACCCAAACUCGAGAAGAUAAUGAAGACAAUGCAAGAGGAGAGGGAAGAGAAGCUCGUAAAGCUUCUGAUAGAUCGUCUCGAGCCAUACAUCAAAGGCGAAAGAGAUGCUUUUGUUGAAACAGCAAAAUUGGAGUCCAAACGUCUCUGUCAAGCCGCUUUUGGCAAGGUGCUGUUGCAUACCAUUGGAUACAUAUACAGAAGGCAAGCUGCACGACAAAUCGGGAAGGGGAAGCGCUACAUGAAAGUCCCAUUUCUAGCAGAAUGGGUGAGGGAUAAACAACACACGAGAAACACGCAGUCUGCAGCAGCUCAAGCUGCUAUCGCCUACAUCCAUCUACGCGAGGAAUGGAAAAAGUGCAAUGAGGAGCAGGUCAAGAACGAGAAGAAGCUGAAAACAGCAGAAAACAUCAAGGACGCUAUCUUUGUUUCCUUCUGGCAAAUGAACGUGGUGGAUAUUGAGACGACCUUAUCUCACGUAAGCCAAGCAGUUCUCAGAGAUAACAGUGCUUCCAAGGAUGUUCUGAGAAAACGGGCUCGUGCACUGAAAACGCUCGGUAAAAUUUUCCAAGAGGAAGUGCUUUUCUCUGGUAUAUAGUGUAGAAAGGCAAGAAAAUGUGACAGAUGUAUUAAAGAUCUGUUGGGAUGCAGAGUGUUGUUAUAUACUAUGUAUAUGUGAAAUUAAUUGAAUUUCCUAGCAACUAUAUAGACAGGGAUAAAAUAGUCAUAUUCUGGCAUAGUUCUAUGCAUGUACAAGUGUUCUUUGAAUUGCAAUGCAAUUUUCUCUCGCUUGAUUCACAA